AGCGACCAGCACAUAACAUCCUUGGACCAGCGAGUCAGUCCUUCAGUCUUUAUUUCAAGACUGGAGUAUUAUAGCGUAACAAUUUACCUGAGCGUUUCAUUAUGGAACUCCAUUUCUUUGUAUUAUGGCUUGGGAUUUGUUGCACUGUAGUAACGUCAGGCGAUGUGGGCCUCGAAAGCUUUGAUAAUUAUGACAAAAGCGACGAUGACGAAAUAUAUGCGACAGAAAAAAAGAAACCUUCUCUUCCCGACACCAAAUCUGCCUCAAAAACUGAGUUCUACACACCCAGUGGCGAAAGGUACGACGCAUCACAGCGAUACAACCGACAAGACGGUAAAAGAAUCCCCGUAGAGACCGACACCGAGUUUCGUGGAUUGGAACGUGAUGGCCACCAAAUACAAAACACCGGUGCUGACCGUGAGCCUGAUCGCUAUACCAACAACAGACGCAACGUUGCCACAAAAUAUAGCAACCCGUAUCGUUUAAACGACCAACGACCACAACAUGGUCAACACGGACAGCGUCAAUCGAGUUAUGAGAACCGCCUAGAUCUGCGUGGCCAGGGCCCAGGGCGAGGCCGCAGUGCGUAUAUACAUUGCUACUCGUGUUCCAGCUCGUUCGCUAUGUGCGGCAAAACGGUGCAGAAUGCCAACGGCAUGGUGCACAUCACCAAGUGCCACACCAAGUGUUUUCUGAGGGUCGAGGAACACGGAGUUAUAUCUCGCGACUGUUUUGACGGCUGGUCCAGCAUUCCCUCCCUGACAGCAGACUAUAACGGCUGUAAGCCGCAGAAAUGGGGCGGCAGGAUCAUGAACUGGUGCUUCUGCACGGGACACUUCUGCAAUGGCCAAUCCGAGGCCGAUCUGGGUGGACCAGGUUACAAACCGUAUUUUCACCCAACCGAGCCAUUGGGAAGACCACGACUUGGGGCACAGAGUCAUUCCGGUCAGUAUGACCCUUACCACAACGUCCGCCCAGGCAACGGAGACAGAUUUCGCCAGGGUGCUGCUCAGGGCCACACAGUCGACCAGCUCCCCUAUCCAAAACGCUUGAGGUCUUCUUCCCGAACAGAACUGGUACCUUCGGUUGGACGCUCGGAACCCAGACAAGAUGGAGGUUCCAGCAGGGCGAUUCAGUUCAAUGCUAUACAGUGUCAGGAGUCGGGAUUUACUGGGGACCCUAACAGCUGCCAAAAGUUUUACGGCUGCAGUUAUCAGGGUCGGGAUAUCGGCCACGCAGUGAUGCACACCUUCUACUGCCCUGCAAGGUUAGAAUGGGACAACCAACGUAAAGAAUGUGUCCGACAUUCGACCACCUGCGCCCCACAUCUCCGCCGUAAGGAGUUCGAAGAAUUUUUGCCACCCAUCCAGCAAAGAGAAAGGCGCAUUGAUGUUGUGAAACCGGAAGUCAUCCCGCAGGAACCACGUUACCGAGAAAGCGCCCCCGUGGCUCGUGCAAAACAAUCUACUCUUUCGAGAGAGAAAGCGCGUUCCUCUGAGGAAGAUUUCCCCUAUCCAAAGGUAACAGCUGAAGAGAAUGUGUAUAAAAGAAAAGGAAACAAUGAUGCUCAGCUUGAAAAAGACUUACCUUAUGAAAAAGAUUUACCUUAUAAACAAAACAGCAGAAAAAGAAUUGUGGCACCAUACGAGAAAAAAUCAGUUAGAAGAGAUAAAAUAGAGAACCCUUUUAAAAAAGACGACAGAAUUAUCACCCCUUAUGAAAAGGAAUUAGAAUAG
Molecule: messenger RNA, 1736 nt
Organism: Lingula anatina
Lineage: Eukaryota; Metazoa; Brachiopoda; Lingulata; Lingulida; Lingulidae
Biological process (GO): sleep; positive regulation of voltage-gated potassium channel activity; regulation of synaptic transmission, cholinergic
Cellular component (GO): extracellular region
Molecular function (GO): chitin binding
Source: RefSeq, a predicted model, not a curated record